Messenger RNA from Cyphellophora attinorum, 2055 nucleotides. Its product is annotated as Importin-11. The record is from RefSeq and is a predicted model, not a curated record. The transcript has 3 exons. Gene Ontology annotation, cellular component: cytosol; nuclear envelope. The coding region runs from base 1 to 2055 and encodes 684 amino acids. Gene Ontology annotation, biological process: protein import into nucleus. NCBI's taxonomy places the organism in Eukaryota, Fungi, Ascomycota, Eurotiomycetes, Chaetothyriales, Cyphellophoraceae.
AUGGUCUUCCAGCCUGCUCUUACAUUCCGGUUCCAGACAGGCGAAGAUAAGGAGGACCGCAAGUUAGCGACAAACGCGAUCAAAGAACAGAUGUUGACUGAUGGAUUCGUCUUGCGUUUAAUGGAAGUAUUGGUAACUCGAUACUUCGUGCUACGGCCGUCGGACCUGCGCGAGUGGGAAGCGGAGCCAGACGAAUGGGAACGAAGAGAAGAAGAAAUCGCAGACGCAUGGGAGUUUUCUCUCCGAACAUGCUCAGAAAAAUUAUUUCUGGAUCUGGUCAUCAAUUUCAAAGAGUUGCUUGUACCACGGUUACUGCAAGUCUUCCAAGAAUACAGCAGAGUCGACAACACGGAUGUGUUGCUCAAAGACAGCCUCUACGCCGCGAUAGGGAUCGCUGCCGCUUGCUUAGACGAUGUCCUCGACUUCAAUACGUUCUUACGAUCAACACUGAUACCCGAAGUCCAACUAGUGAAGCCUGGGUACAAUCUUCUGCGUCGGAGGACUGCCGUUAUACUUGCACAAUGGGUCCCGAUAUUGCCAGAAGGUAUUGACAGGUUUGCUGUGUAUCAGAUAUUCGCAUUCUUACUCCAGCAAGGCGAUCCGCUCAAUGACAGCGUUGUUCGCGUCACGGCAGGGCGGCAGCUGCGAAUGGUUCUGGAGCCUUUCGAGUUCAAAUACGAAGACUUCGCGCCGUACGCUACGCCAAUACUCUCCAACAUCAUGCUCCUGACGUCCGAGACCGAGCUUUCGGAAACCAAAAUGGCCUUGCUCGAGACCGUUCGAGUUGCGGUCACCAAGCUUGAGGGCCAGAUCGAGCCAUAUGCUGCAGGCAUAAUGAACAUGCUGCCGCCAUUAUGGGCUCAAAGUGGAGAAGAACACCUCAUGAAGCAAGCUAUCAUUACGAUGAUCACUGCGAUUGUCAACAGUCUACGAGAGAAGAGUCUGACGUAUCACGUCGCCGUCUUAACAAUCAUCAGUGACUCUAUUCAGCCCGAGUCUGAAGCUGCAGUAUAUCUUCUAGAAGAAGCAUUGGAGCUUUGGAAUGCGAUCCUUGUGCAGACGCCAUCGCACAACCCGACGGACGAGCUGCUGGCUUUGAUGACCUCGGUGCUUCCACUACUCGACAUGGGCUCAGAAUUGCUCCAGCAACUCUUUGACAUCAUCGAGUCGUACAUCGCGCUUUCACCCUCAACUGUCCUGGCUCCAACAUUCCUUACACCCUUGGUAAUGUCUCUGAAGAGCCUCCUGCCGAUGCUAGCAUCCAGUCGAGCUCGAGAUGCGUCUCACGGACCGCAUGUGCUUGAACACCUGGCAGCCGCAAUAGCAUUGCCAGAAAACUUUAACAACGUGGUGCGAGAGCAGAUGACAGCAUCGCUAUUCACAGUGCUGGUCAGAACAGGCUACCUUGCAGAAGUCCUGCGCAUUAUCAAAGAGGCAUACGAGUACCACAAAGAUCCACGACCGAAUCGAAGACCGCCUGACGUUAUCGGCCCAGGCGAGACCAGCCUCUUCACACUCCUCUCGCGUCUGGCCCUCCUGUUCCCAUCAAUGUUCAUCGACGCCAUCAACAGCUGCUCGGACGACUCGGCCGCCUUUAAUUGGCUGGUCAUAGAAUGGAUCGGCCAUUUCGACGCCAUCGGCGACGUUCUACGCAAGAAACUGCAAGUCCUUGGCAUCACAGCACUACUCACUGCAUCAUCUCCACCACCACUUAUCCUGCUAGAGCAGCUACAGUCCCUCAUAACGAUAUGGACUGACCUAGCCACUGAGUUGGGUCAAGAAGCCGCCGAGGAGUCGCAAGGAGACUAUCUGUGGUGGUAUGAUCAGCCCUCGAAUACACCCGACUGGGAGAACGCUACGCCGGAGGAUAGGAGGAAGAGGGUGAUGAGUAACAAUGAUCCCAUCUACACUACCAAUAUCCGGCAAGUGAUUGGCGAGCGGCUAAGAUUUGUGGUUCAGAGCUGGCCCGGAGGGCAGCAAGCGUUUGAGCAGGAGUGGUUGAGUCGGAUCGAUCCAACCGUGAUGCAGUCUUUUCUGGAGUUGAAGCUUCUGUGA